AACUUUAAAUGGGCUUUACCUAACCCAGCGAGCUGGAAAAAUGGGUAAACCGAAAUCUAAAAAAAAUAAUUCUAUGAUAGAGCAAGAGAAAGAACAAAGGAUGGAGCACAGCCUGUACUUUGACAUAAGUCCUGAUCAAAUGCCAAUCAUCUAUGCUUCAGAAUAUAACAUUACCUUUGGUGGUUUGGAAAAAGUCCAUCCAUUUGAUGCUGCUAAAUGGCAUAAAGUACAUACAUUUUUAAAAGAAGCUAGUAUCAUAACUGAUACCUCCACAGUGUCUCCCAAAGAAGCCACAGAUGAAGAUCUGAUGACCGUCCAUCCUCAAAGUUAUCUGAAUAAAUUGAAGUGGAGUGCAUAUGUAGCACAAGUGACAGAAGUGCCUUUUGUAGCUCUGUUCCCCAAUUUCUUGGUGCAAAGGAAGGUACUCAAACCAUUCAGGUAUCAAACUGGAGGGACAAUACUGGCAGGCAAACUUGCACUUGAACGAAAUUGGGCUAUUAACAUUGGAGGAGGAUUUCAUCACUGCUCAAGAGAACAGGGUGGUGGGUUUUGUGUUUAUGCAGACAUCACUCUAUGCAUACAAUUCCUUUUAAGAAGGCAGAUGAUUCAGAAAGCAAUGAUUGUUGAUUUAGAUGCCCAUCAGGGUAAUGGUCAUGAAAGAGACUUCUUAAAUGAGAGAAAUGUUUAUAUAUUAGACAUAUAUAAUGGGCGUAUAUAUCCUGGAGAUGUGUUUGCUAAAGAUGCCAUUAAAAGAUGUGUUGAACUAAGACAUCAUACUAAAGAUGCUGAAUAUCUAGAGAAAGUAGAUAUGCACUUGGAAGGAGCCUUGAAUGAGUUUCAACCAGAUAUUAUUGUUUACAAUGCAGGGACAGACAUUUUAGAAGGUGAUCCACUGGGCUGUUUGUCCAUAACACCAAAGGGUAUCAUCGAAAGAGAUGAAAUUGUUUUUAGGAAAGCAAAAGAACGUAACAUCCCUAUUGUGAUGCUUACUAGUGGUGGAUAUCAACAUGUUACAGCAAGAGUAAUUGCUGAUUCUAUAAUCAAUCUUUACCACAAAGGAUACCUGACAUAAUUUUUAUGAAUGUAAACAUGAAUGACCAUUUCAUAAGAGUAGAGUUUGAAAUUAUAAUUUGAAAGUGAUAAACAACAACUUAUUUUGAAUUUGAUAUUGCGAUUGUUUUCAAAUUAUGAAUUUUGUUUUUAUUUAGCAACCUGGAAUAAAAACACUGUUUGGUGAAGUAUUUGUUAUGUGGAAGGUAAAAGAAUCUGUUAUGAUUAAAGAUAUUAACUGCUACCAAACAAAAUAAAUUCUAAAAUCUUUUGCAAAUGAUAAUUGUAACUAAGAGAUGUCUUUUGAGAUACCACUAUAACAUUCCUUGAGUGGAAUUUUGAUUAAUGAAAGCAGUUUUAAGUGAUUUUUAACAUUCUAUUGUGCAUUUCACUGCCUCUUAACUCCUUGCAGAUCAAAUUGAUGAAAUGAGCCCAAAAGAUAUUAUUUAAUUGGAGCAACUAACUGUGAAUUCUGAUAUUAAAACAUUUUUAUUGUGAAUUUUAAGUAUUCAGAUUUUGUUUUGUAAGUUAGAUGAUUCUUUUUGUUGAA
Messenger RNA from Limulus polyphemus (Atlantic horseshoe crab), 1600 nucleotides. It is a transcript of the gene HDAC11, whose product is annotated as histone deacetylase 11-like. Gene Ontology annotation, molecular function: histone deacetylase activity. The transcript is spliced from 9 exons. The record is from RefSeq and is a predicted model, not a curated record. The coding region runs from base 41 to 1072 and encodes 343 amino acids. Lineage: Eukaryota; Metazoa; Arthropoda; Merostomata; Xiphosura; Limulidae.